UGUGAAAGUCGGAGCGUUGGCGUCUGGGCCUCGCUCAGGGCGCGUCGCGGGAGCCGGAGACGCUUGUGGGUGCGCGCCGGGCGGGACCCGGCCCCGCUCCUGCUGCUGCCGCGCUCCUGCCCCGCUCCUGCCCCGCCUCGGCCCCCGCUCCCGCCCCGGCCCCUGCCCGCUCCACCGCCCGGUGCCGGCCGACUACGGAGCCCCGCGAGCCUGCACGAGCCGUGAGGGCUGUCGCUGAGGCCCGGCGCCCGUGGACCGGAGCUGUGCGCUCUCUCGGCGCGGGCCCUCCUCGGCCCUUAGGUUCUCCAGUCCGUCAGCUCCCCGGCCUGUCUUCUUCUCGGGCUGGCUCUCCAGGGGCCCCGUCCUGACCCGGAGACUGGAGCUCUCCAGGUGCUGAGCUCGCCCACCUCGGCCUCAGGAACCGGCCCUCCCCGCUGGUCCCGCCCGGAAGGCGAGCGGAUCCGGCUGCUCUCCCUGGAGGAGCCCACGUACCUGCUGCCACGUGGCUGCUGCUGCCCCAUGAAUGUGCCCCAGGAGCCGGUGGCCUUCGAGGACGUGGCCGUGUACUUCUCGAGGGAAGAAUGGGCAUGUCUGGACCCCGGGCAGAAGGCUCUCUACCGCGACGUGAUGCUGGACGCUUUUGGGAGCCUGGCCCUGCUGGGGUUUUGUGGCCCCAGACCAGACCUUGUCUCCCGACUGGAGCAGUGGGAUGAGCCGUGGGUCGAGGACUGGGAGAGACCUGUGUUCCGGGAGGGGCAGCGGGGCUGCCGCCCAGGUGAGCACCCAGAUGCUCUCAGGAGUGAAAUGAGGCAGAUGUGGGAGCAUGAGCCAAGCUGGGGAGAUGCAGAGCUGUACAGAACCACACACUGUGGGAGGCCCUGGGCCCCUGGCUUGAGAGGAGCCCGUGGCCUGAAAGGGGCCCUGGCGGGGAGCACCGCUGACCAGCAGGGACGCUGCACCCGGCUGAGCUGGGCUCACGGGGGGAUCCACGGGCAGGAACGAGCGAAGGCGGAGUCGGAAUCUGGGGUAGACUUUGUUCUGAACUCCGAUCAUGUGCACUUUCCUGCAGCUGCUUCCGAGAGGCUCGCAGGUGUCCAGUGGCAGGUGCACGGGAAGCAGCCGGAGCACCAGGCGCAGCGCUCGGAGGGGCCCAGCGGGAAGAAGCCCUUCAGGUGUUCCGAGUGCGGCCAGGCCUUCCGGUGGGUUUCAAACCUCCUGCGGCACCAGAGAAACCACACCAGCGAGAAGCCCUUCAGCUGCGCCGUGUGCGGACAGGCCUUCAGCCUGAAGGACCGCCUCGUGCAGCACCAGAAGGUCCACACGGGGCACAGACCCUACGGCUGCGGCGACUGUGGCAAGGCCUUCCAGCAGAAGUCCAACCUCCUGCGGCACCAGCUGGUGCACACGGGCGAGCGGCCGUUCUUCUGUCCCGAGUGCGGCAAGGCCUUCCGGACCAAGGAGAACCUCAGCCACCACCGGCGCCUCCACAGUGGGGAGAAGCCCUACACGUGCCCCGACUGCGGCAAGGCCUUCCGCUGGGCCAAGGGCUUCAGCAUCCACCGGCGGCUGCACCUCACCAAGAGGGCCUACGAGUGCGAGCGCUGUGGGAAGGGCUUCCGCCACCUGGGCUUCUUCACACGGCACCAGAGGACCCACAGCCGGGGGGGCGUGUAGGGCGCCCGGGCAGCAGCAGGCACCACCCCCUCCUCCAGCGUCGCCUGGAAAGAGGUCUCUGCAGCCCCACACCACCGGGAAGCAGCCGAGCUGUGCAGAUCUCCCAGUACAACCCCCCGGGGGAGAAGUGGAUGUGGGUAGUGCUCGGGGAGGGGGGCACUGGCAGCGCCUGUGGUCCCCAAUGUGCCCGGAAAGGUGCCACCGCUGUGCUCCUGGGCGGGUGCAGGCCCAGAGCCGUCCUGGGUCCUGGGGUGCAGAGAAGCCGUGUGAGCUCAACUCCACCCUUGCCCCCAGGAGCUCUGCCUGGCCCCAGCGUCCUCUUGGCCUCACCUCCCCCCUUCCCGGUUCCUCCCCAGAUACCCUGUGUCAUUCAGCCUGCAUCUUCCUCAUGUGGCGCAGGCAGUAGAAGGCUUUGCCCAGAGAGGCAAGUCCCUUGUAGCCCCACCUGGGGGCUUAGGAACGAACACCUUUUAAUCCUCAGGCUUUACCCAGGAAGACAGUGGUUCUGAGCUGGGGGGUUCCAGAAGGGCCUUUGUCGGCUGUCACUUAGAGCCCGAGCUGCACCUGAGAAGAGGGGGCAGGUUUCCUGCAUGCAGAGAGACUUCUGUUGGGACCAUGUGUCCCCACAAUUCCCAGAGCCGCCACUGCUCAACUUUGGAAGCUGAAUGAGCUCUCAGAGUAGAUCUUUGGUAAAAGAGCACCGCGCCUUCCUUUAUUUCUUUGUGUUUAUUAAUACAAGGAGCUCACGAAAGCUUUUCACCGGUGAUGUGUGGUUGGACGCCAGCACAUCAUGGAUGACAUCCUGGGGGCCUGACGGCCCUCUGCGCCCCGGGCCCGGCUGCCUCGGGAGGAGCAGGUGCCGUGCCUGGGGUUUCGGGGCUCACGCCCUCAGGCCACGUUCCGCACGGGGCUGUCUGGGCAGCUGUUGGCCCACGAGGUCUGGGUGCAGCCCAGCAGCCCGGGGGUCCUCGCCAGCCCUGAGUCUCUGCCUGGACACGGGUGGGAGAUCUGGGGCUGCCCCUGUGCCCACGGGAACCCCCUCCUCGGAGGUGGGAGUGGGGGGCAGGCGCCUUCAGGUAGGAAGUCAGUGGCGGGUCUUCGGGCAGUGAGGGUCGGCCGUGUUUCCUCCACGCGACUCUUGUGUUCUAAACUCAGGUGUCCGGAAGUCGGGUCUGUCGGGGCAUUGGCGAGGGCACAGCUCCUCACCCCAAGGAGAAGGACUCGGGCGCUUGCCCUCCCUCUCCUGUAAGAGCUGCGGUUCCGGUUACCCAAACAUUCGAGGGAGGGAAACUUAACUUUUGUUUUAUGUUGAAGAAUUCCAGCAAGCAAAUGCUGAUGGAACGAUAGAAGUAGAAAUGAAUUUACAGGAAAUAAGAGGGUAGAAGAGCAGGUUCAAACACUGAGAGGGAGCACGGGCCAAGUCCAGACUGGGGGAUGCUGUCCCACAGGUGACCUCCGUCCAGGUCAGGCUCAGAGAGGAGGGGCCGGGGCCUGAGAGCCGGGGUGGGGGGCUCCAACCCCGCGUGGAACAGGCCGGCACGGACGGGCGUUUUGAGACAAUCAUGGAAAUCUGAACUUGGUAUUGGGUGGGAUUAAGGAAUUAGUCAUUUUGUUGUGAUGACACGGUCCUUAUUAAAGAUGUGUUCUGACAUAUUUUUAGGUGAAAUGACGUGGCGUCUGGGAUUUGCUUAAAUAUUAAAGCAGUACUGGCAAAGUGCCAACAGUCAUUG
This is a messenger RNA of Choloepus didactylus (southern two-toed sloth), 3404 nucleotides long. It is a transcript of the gene ZNF707, whose product is annotated as zinc finger protein 707. Gene Ontology annotation, biological process: regulation of DNA-templated transcription. Lineage: Eukaryota; Metazoa; Chordata; Mammalia; Pilosa; Megalonychidae. The coding region runs from base 520 to 1674 and encodes 384 amino acids. The record is from RefSeq and is a predicted model, not a curated record. The transcript is spliced from 6 exons.